Messenger RNA from Drosophila mojavensis, 1236 nucleotides. RefSeq names its product putative odorant receptor 65b. The record is from RefSeq and is a predicted model, not a curated record. Lineage: Eukaryota; Metazoa; Arthropoda; Insecta; Diptera; Drosophilidae. Gene Ontology annotation, molecular function: olfactory receptor activity; odorant binding. The coding region runs from base 1 to 1236 and encodes 411 amino acids. Gene Ontology annotation, cellular component: plasma membrane. Gene Ontology annotation, biological process: sensory perception of smell; detection of chemical stimulus involved in sensory perception of smell. The transcript is spliced from 5 exons.
AUGACGAGCAGCUAUAGUAUACCCCAGACGGGCUGGAGGCGCAUUUAUGCGCAAUUCGUGGACUACUGGAUGGUGCUGCAUGAGAAAACGCAUCCGCAGCACACCACGCUCUAUUAUAAUCGGCUGCAGCUAAUGGUCAUAUGCAACUAUCCGAACAAGGAGCAGCGCCGCUCGCCCAUUCGCCACCUCUGGCAUAGAAUCAUCCUGCUGCAGACGAACCUCUUCUUUGUCACUUUGCUGUUUGCGCUGCCAGAGUCGGUCGAUAAUAUAGUCGACUUUGGUCAGAAUAUUCUGUGGCUGAUCUCGUGCUUCUACUUGAUAUUCAAAUGGCACUACUUCUACUUUCGGGCAGACGACGUUGAUGAGAUUAUCAAUGAUCUGGAUGAGUGCCACUGCAUGGCCGUGAGUGGUGCGGCGGCGCCAAUCAUACGCAACGAGCAGCGCAGGUUCUUUCUGAUCGAGUCCUCACUGACAUUGGCCUGGCAUGUGGCCAAUGUGGUGUUCAUUGUCCUGGCGACAUCGCAGCCUCUGUGGACGGACCAGAAGCUGCCGUUCAAUGCAGUUUAUCCUUUCGAGUGGCACGAUCCUGAAAAACAUCCCAUUGCACAUGCUAUCAUAUACAUUUGGCAAUUCUAUUUCCUAGCCUACAACAUGGCCUGUGUUAUGUAUUGCGACGUUUUCUCAUCGCACUUGUUCGCUCAGCUGGCGAUCAACUUGAAGAUUCUGUGCAUUGAGCUGGACACCUUUGCCAGGUGGAUAGGCCUGGUUAGAUAUAUAUCCAGAUCAUUCAGAACUGAUCUGGAUUACUUUGUCAAUAGGAACGUGAAUCGCACCAACGAAGUGUUCUAUGCGCCGCUCACAAUGCAAAUGCUAACCGAGAUUUUACUGAUAACUCUGUCCACAUUCGAGACUCUAGCCGCUAGACAGGACCUCCGUGUGGCAGGCAGUUUCAUUAUAUUUAUGCUUCUAACGUUCUGUCAUUGCGCCUACUUUUGCUAUUUUGGCGACAUGGUCACCGAGCACUCGAAGCAGGUGGCCCAGUCCGCCUACGGCGCCUAUGAAUGGUCGCCCAACUCGCGAAUAUUGCGUCGUGAUCUACUCUUCAUGAUAAGCCGAGCACAGCAGCCGCUGUCCGUGACGCCCAGCCCCUUUCCGCCCUUCAAUCGGAUCACUUUUAUGAGUGUAAUUAAGCAAUGCUAUAGGAUACUGACACUCUUGAUGGAGAGCAUGGAUUAA